AUGGGAGAAGCCAGCCAGCCGUCGCAACCACGAAUGAAUCAACCACCGAUCAACGCUCCACCGAUUGUAGCUCCGCAGCGGAAUCAGACUGAAGAUGUUGAGAAUCCUUUGUAUCUCAACUCCAAUGAGAAUCCAAACACCAUCCUUAUCAGUCCUCCUCUCAAUGGCAGUUCGAACUAUGCUUCAUGGAGCAUCGCAAUGCAAGUUGCAUUAGAGGUGAAAAACAAAUGGUUCCUCAUCGAUGGAAGCUUGCCGGCGCCGGACAGAACUCAAAACAACUAUCAAGCGUGGAGAAGAUGCAAUCUGAUGGUGAAGUCCUGGAUACUCAAAACUGUGCAUCCAUCCAUUGCACAAAGCGUGAUGUACAUGGAAGCCGCGAAAGAUGUUUGGAACGAUUUCAGAAAGCGAUUCUCUCAGCGAGAUGCGCACCGUAUAUCAACUUUGCAGAACGAGAUUUACAACCUGAGGCAGGGAAGUCUAUCGGUGAAUGAAUAUUAUACCAAAUGCAGAACGUUUUGGGAAGAGAUAAAAGAUCGAGAAAUAGAUGAAAUUAUCCGAUUCCUGCAAGGCUUAGGUGAUGACUAUAAUCCGCUUAAAUCUAACAUCCUUGUGCUUGAUCCUUUGCCAGAAAUGUACAAGGUGUUCGUUAUGACGGAAAAGUUCGAGAGACAAUUGAACAUCACUAGCUCAAACCUGCAAUUCAACCUUGCCAAUGCCGUUCACAAUGAACUCAGCUCCAAUGACGAAAACAGUGUAGCAGCAGUGAACUACUAUAACGGAAAGAGAAACAUGAACUCAGGUAAUGGAAAUCGAAAUGCUAAAUGCACUUAUUGUGGAAUGACUGGUCACACCGUGGAGAAGUGCUAUAAGAAGCACGGCUAUCCACCGGGAUGGAUUCCGGGGUUCAAAUCCAAGGGAAAACAGCCGGCAAUGGCAGCCUCUGCUAGCUCGGACAAUGCUGCCACUUCUGAACAGCUUCAGAAACUUAUAUCUCUCCUACAGAUCCAAGUUGAUCAACACCAGACUCCUACUACUGCUGAUGCCGUCUCUCUUAUUCCCAAUCUCACAGAACAUGGAGCUCAAGCCGAAGGCAAGUCCUAUUUCACUUCUCAUAUAAAUUCUCUUAAUCUUUGUGAUUCCACUUGGAUUUUGGACUCGGGAGCAACUGAUCAUAUAGUGUGCUCUCGAGAAUUUUUUAACAAUUGUUGUGAAGUUAAGGGAGCUACUGUGAACCUACCUAAUGGAGAGAGAGUUGUCGUUCAACACAAAGGAGAUAUCAAACUGGCAGAAGAUCUAUGGCUGAAGAAUGUGUUACACAUUCCGGACUUUAGAUUCAACAUUGUGUCAGUCAGUAGAUUGCUACAAGACUCAUCUCACAUUUUGUUGUUUAACUCUGGCCAGUGCCUUCUCCAGAAAGCUGGGAUGACCAGUGGUUUUGCUAGGGAAGAAGACGGUUUGUACCUGCUGUGUCAACACCAAAGAUCAAUUCCUACAGCAACUCUGUGA
This is a messenger RNA of Ipomoea nil (Japanese morning glory), 1506 nucleotides long. RefSeq lists its product as uncharacterized. The transcript is spliced from 2 exons. Gene Ontology annotation, molecular function: nucleic acid binding; zinc ion binding. NCBI's taxonomy places the organism in Eukaryota, Viridiplantae, Streptophyta, Magnoliopsida, Solanales, Convolvulaceae. The record is from RefSeq and is a predicted model, not a curated record. The coding region runs from base 1 to 1506 and encodes 501 amino acids.